Molecule: messenger RNA, 1830 nt
Organism: Aspergillus saccharolyticus JOP 1030-1
Lineage: Eukaryota; Fungi; Ascomycota; Eurotiomycetes; Eurotiales; Aspergillaceae
Gene: pex13
Product: peroxin PEX13
Exons: 3
Coding region: 116-1435 (439 amino acids)
Biological process (GO): protein import into peroxisome matrix, docking
Cellular component (GO): peroxisomal importomer complex; peroxisomal membrane; peroxisome
Molecular function (GO): protein binding
Source: RefSeq, a predicted model, not a curated record
UCCUUUCAAUUCUUCCUAGUCUCUUCUAUCUCACUUCCCAGUUUCGCCCCCUCCCCACGCGGGGUCUCUGCUCAUGCGAGUUUGUUGAGGUACCCAUCACGUUCCCCGCUUAUCAAUGGCCUCGGUUUCGCCACCAAAACCGUGGGAAAGAGCUGGUGCCACUGCUGGAUCUGUCGCAACAUCUUCACCCUCCACAGCUGGUUCAGCAACGAUGGUGGCCUCUUCGCCUGCCUCGGCCGCAACCACUAGCGCCGCUUCGACCACAACCUCCACAACCGCUUCCCCCGACCUACCGUCACGUCCUAACACUCUCAACGCCGUUGUGAACCGCACAGCCUCCAAUUACUCGCCAUAUGGAGCUUCUCGAUUAGGCACGAGUCCAUACGGUGGCUAUGGCGGCUACGGGGCCUACUCUUCUCCCUACUCUCGCUUCGGGACCAUGGGCUCGAUGUAUGGCGGCUAUGGAGGCUACGGCGGCAUGUACGGCGGCAUGGGAGGGAUGUACGGCGGUGGCAUGCCUGGCGAUCCGAACGACCCGAACAGCUUGACCAACUCCUUCAGUCAAAGCACGCAGGCGACUUUCCAUAUGAUUGAGAGCAUUGUCGGAGCUUUUGGUGGGUUCGCUCAGAUGCUGGAGAGUACCUAUAUGGCGACUCAUAGCUCGUUCUUCGCUAUGGUUUCCGUGGCGGAGCAGCUUGGAAACCUCCGCAAUACUCUGGGCUCUGCUUUGGGCAUUUUCACUUUGAUUCGCUGGUUCAGAACAUUGAUCGCCAAGAUCACCGGUCGUCCUCCACCGGCGGAUGCUACCGCCCUUACGCCGGCUGCCUUUGCGGCUUUCAUGAACGGUCGGGCCGCUGCGACGCUGCCUGAUGGCUCGCCCGCCCCGCCGAAGCCCUCGAAGAAGCCCUUCUUUAUGUUCCUCAUCGCCGUCUUUGGUCUUCCGUAUCUGAUGGGCAAGCUCAUCAACGCGCUCGCACGUUCACAGGAGGAACAGCGUCGCCAGAUGAUGAUCGGCCCGAAUGGCGAGCCCACGCAGCAGGCACCGCUGGACCCGUCUAAGCUCGACUUCUGCCGCGUGCUAUAUGAUUACACUCCGGAGUCCCAGGAAAGCUCCGGCAUCGACUUGGCUGUCAAGAAGGGCGAUAUAGUCGCUGUGCUGAGCAAGUCAGACCCGAUGGGUAAUGCCUCAGAAUGGUGGCGAUGCCGUGCCCGCGAUGGUCGAGUCGGAUACCUCCCUGGCCCGUACCUGGAAACAAUCCAGCGUCGUCCUCAGCAGCAAGCGAUUACCUCGGGCAAUGAGGCCAACAGCCGCAGUAACUCGCUGCAAGCUCAUUUGAAUGACGAACCGGUGGGAGCGGCCGUCAAGCCCGAGCUGAAGGGCAAGAUGGGCGAUAUCUCGCCGGAGAGCUUUCAGAAGAGCGCCUUCUACACCUGAUUAGCCUGACAUCAUGCUUGUCGCAUCAUCUUUUUCAUCCACCCGCCCACUUGCAUAAAGCUCGGUGUGGAAGUGAUGGCCAGGCCCGAAGACUCAUCUGUGGUGAUUAUGUGAUGCCAUGAGUCGGGCUAUUGGGCUAUUGACGACACUUUUUUUUUCUAGUGCAGCUGUUUGUUGUUCUACGGACUUUUGAUAGCGUUGGGUACUCGGUCCAUGGAUUCUACUUUUCGUGUAUUGCGUGGUUGCUUUCAUCAUGUGUAUAAUUCCUAUCUUAGUUGUUUUAGCGAUAAGGAAGAGCCGCAGUCGCCUAUGUGUGCUCUUCCGCUGUGGGUGUUCAUACAGGCGCAAAGGAAGAAUCAAAAUGCUACUUCACGAGUCUUCAUAAUUCAAUCAAU